CAUUCACCUCCAACUGGGAUCAUACCUAUCACUUACAGCGAAGGCAACACAAUGAUUUUCACCUGAGAGGAUUCCAAAUUAAUUUCGGAUUAAUUUCCAUUGAGAGAUCACUGACAUUUUCUUUAAUCAUGGCCAUUUUCUUAUAAAAUGUGGAUAUUUCAAACUACUUGAUUUCUUUUAGAAUUCGCUGCAGAUAGUUUCAAAGGCAUAGAUUUUUGAUUGACAACUUAUCAAUUAGGCACCUGGUAAUUUAGGAGAUGAUGUCUAGGUUGCAGCAAUUGCUCCUGUUGUGGUGCGCCAUUGCUCUUACUUGGGCACCAGUCGCAUCCAGCGAUGUGAUGGAGAACUCUUUGACAGAUGUCCAUGAUGGAAUUAAAGAGCAACUAGAACAGACCGACAGACCACUUCUGGAUGAUGAAAUGGACAACCAGGAGAACGUUUUAACUCAGGUAUUUACGACCUUGCUCUGGAUUUGUUCGGAUUGAUUAGAUAGGCUAGUUUUACACAUAGCCUACCUAUCCAAAGCCAGGUAAGGCAGUUCAUGAGAACAGGGGUGAGGAAGAAAAAUGACAUUUUCCCAAGCAUUAUAAUACCGUUUGAGUAUAGAAUAUUAAUAAUUGAUACUUGAUAGUCUAUGAAUACUGGCCUGGGAAAAGUUUAACUAUUAUGUUGCGCACUUAUCAUGCGUAAUUACACAUGCACUCAGCGCAUUGCCAUUUUAGUCAGUAUUGGCGUUUUGCAAUGAACCAUAAAGCAUCUGCAAAGCGAUAAGUUGAAGGUGGUUGUUUUGCCCAGCAAACCAGAAUUGGUUCUGUGAACGUUCCCAGAGCAUUCAUUAGGUUGCCCCAAAAGUUAUAACACAAAAACGGUCCAGUUGUGCUGAUGAUUAUACAAUGUUUGUAUUAAACAUUUGCCUGAUGUUGCAAGAACAUUCCCAGAACCCAUUUUGUUAUUACAUUACCUGGAAACCUAAUAAGAACCUUAGGGGAAUGUUCUGUGGUGGUUGUGACAGAUGUUGUGCACAACAUUUUAGCGAACAUUAGGAGAACAUUCCAAAGAUAUUUCAUUUAAAACAUUUUCUGGGAAGGAAGAAAAAACAUUUUGUUAUCAAAAACAUAAUUUGAAUGUUUUUGAGAUGUUAUCAUCCUAGAUAAAGCCCUUACUUUAUGGGAAUGUUAGCGAAUGUCCUGGGAAUGGUCCCGGUCUGCUUGGUAGUUACUUUGUAAGUGGUUAAAACAACAGUAUUUGUUCGACAUUAGUCGAUUUUUAGUCAUUAAACCAUUUUCAAUGUGCAGUGUGCAUAGAGUAUUUGGUAUCUGAGAGAUGAGAUGGUAGUUUUCCCUAUGUAGAGUUAAAUGUAUGCAUUCUCAUUAAUAUGCUGUGUUGAUCCAUAUAAGUAAUCAAUUUAAAUAGUUCCUUAUAUCCUAUAAGUAAUUGCACCAAUGCAUGUGUCUGUCAAUGCCUUGUGACUGUGUGAAUUGUGUAAUGCUGUGCUCCUCAUUGGUGGACUACCCAUGCUCUACCCAUCUCUUCUCCGUUGUAGCUGCUGGGUGAUUAUGACAAAGUGAAAACGCUGUCGGAAGGCUCUGACUGUCGCUGUAAAUGUGUUGUCAGACCCCUGAGCAGAAGUGCCUGCAGGCGGAUAGAGGAGGGUGCCGCAAAGGCUGAAGACUUUUACACAGUGGAGACUGUGACAUCAGGGCCCAACUGUAAAAAGUGUACAUGUAUAGCCCCGCCUUCUGCUCUGAAUCCCUGCGAGGGAGAUUACAGGUUCAAGAAGCUGCAGGAAGCCGGGAAAGAUGACAUCAAGGUAAUACACAAGCACCUGCCACUCUCUGAGGGGAAACAACAUGACACUGGUUCCCUCUUAAAACAACCCCCAUCUGUGUAUUAUCUUUGUCAAACAAGGAGUUACCCCAUGUCCCUUUCCAAUGGAAUAUUUCCUCAUACUGUAUUUGAUCUGAUGGAAAUGUCCACAUCAUAAGCGGUUAUUGAAUACAGCAUACAUGACAGUAAGACUUUACAACUAAAAUAACAGGGAAAAAUGUACUGUGAUGAUUCUGACUACUGUGAUCUUUCUUUUACAGCUCUCAACAAUAAUGGAGUUACUGGAGGGAGCGUUUUACGGGAUGGAUCUGUUAAAGUUACACUCAGUUACAACUAAACUCCUCAACAGGGUUGACAAUAUAGAAAAGGUUUGUAUACUGACACUCAUACGCAUUUCACAGUCAUAGCUUAUAUACCUUAAAGUCUGUGUUUGUGGUACUGGCUUCUCACCCUUUUGCGUUGCCUCUGUGGGUGUCCAGACCUUUUCUCCUAACCACACGGAGAAGGACAAAGUGAGUGUGAGGAGUCGCUCUAGCGAGGAGAAUGAGAGAGAGAAGGAGAGAAGAGCACAGCAGAGGAUGGAAAAGAGAAAACGUCUAACUGAGCUGGAGCCAUCCCUGCAGAAGGAUACGGCCGCAGCCUAUGCUAACACAGAGGUAACGCGCACGCACACACACACUAUGCUAACACAGAGGUAACCAAGGCUGUCAGCCACUCUAGACUUAAGAGUGGAAACGAUGGCAAGGCAUUAAGGUAGCCAGUAGCCUGGCAGCGUCUUUAAUACAGUGUGGCGAGUUCCAAAGUAGUCUGGUUUCUUGACUACAACAGUUUCCAGACAGCCCAGAAAACAAUUUGACCUCAGAGUAUUUGACAAUAAAAUGAUUGUCUUACUUUGAACCUCGACUGCAUUAAUUUUCACAAAACCAAUGCGAUCAAAAGCAUAACAUUUGGUUCUGUAGCCUAGUAUUACAAUUUAGAAUCAGAAACAGAAACCUUUACUGCCAUCCAACAAACAAAUGGUUGCUAAGAAUUUAUUGUGUAGUUAAAGUUCAACUUGUAUAGUACAGUUGUCUCACUAAAAGCUUUACGAUAACAUGUGUGAUUUGGUCCUUUGUGAUUGGAUCCUCCUAUAGAAAAAGUAUGAGGAGCGCUACGUGGGGGCCAAGGGCCAGGGGGCCACCAGGCCCAUGCUGAAGAGGAGCCAGCCGGAGGACAGGGAGGAGCCCCAGUGGCCCCUGAAAGGCAAGGUGGGGCCCAACGGCAUGGUCAUCAGAGGGGUGACCUUCUACAAGGCCAACACAGUGGACGAUGGAGGCGCUGAGGAGCUCAGUAAGUCCAUUAAUAUACUGGACAUACUAGAAUAACUAACAUAGCAGUAGUCCAUCCAGUUCAGAACAUACAGCAAAUCUUCCCAUUGAUUUUAGUGUUGAAGGCUUCUUUUGGGGGGUCUCUACAUUGGGGCUGUGCCUAUAGACAUGUUUUGUUCUGUGUUUUUAAUAGGACAUUGGAGAGGCUUCUUGAGUACAUUGGUGUAGAUGCUUCUUAACCCUUUGUGCUGCUCAUUCACCACCAGCAGCAGAGGAAGCCCUGAGCGGUGAUGGUUCCAUGGACCUGCUCAUCGAUGACCAGCUCCUGAGACCCACCCAGCCCAGACCUGUGGCAGGCCCCCCGACACCUGCAUCCCAAGACAGGAAGGGGAACCCAGACGACCAGGCCACUCAUGCCCCCAAAACAGCCCCUAGUCCCCAAAGGAAUCCCACUACAUCUGCCCCUGGAGCUACCGGGACACCAUCAACCACUGUGUCCAUCCCGACCACCAUUCAAACCACAACUACGACUGCAACAACCACCACUACCACAACGGUUGCGCCCACCUCAACCACCACUCAACCAGCGACCACUAGAAAACCUGAAACCUUGUCUGUUUUGACCACGUCUCCAACCACUGCACUGCGACAUGUCAACAGCACCACAGCUCCACCCAGCAAGGUGACUAGUGCGCCCAGACCCAAGCAUCACAUCAGCUGGACAGAGGGCCACUCAGAGGUUCCCUCGGCGAUCCCUAAAGUCCCUGGUAAAAAAAUAUAUUUGGUCGAUUUGAUUUUCCAAAGUUACAUUUUAAUUUGAUGCUGAAAUAAAGCCUUAUGGUGUGUUAUACACCAUAUUGAUAUUUUCAGGGGGAAAAGAGUGUUAUUUGUUCGAUCUUUAAAUACUUGAAGAAAGUACAGAUGUUGUCUUUAUCUCUGUAUGUUUACUUACAGGCAUGUGCAAAGACACUCUGGCCACCAUCUCUGACCCAGUGACCCAUAAUACCUACGGCCGGAAGGAAGGGGCCUGGAUGAAGGACCCGAAGGGCAACGGAAAUGUAAUCUAUGUCACCAACUACUACUAUGGCAACAACCUACUGGAAUUCCGCGACAUGGACACCUUCAAACAAGGUAUUCUCACAAUUGACUAGUCCCAAAACCGAGUAGCUGUUUUUGUUCUGGGUGCCAAGAUUACAAGACAAACAUGGCAAUAGAUUAAUGUAAUGGUGGAAUUUGAUUUGUGCAAUGUGCGUUGCUCAGUAUUUAGAAUACUCUUAUUUCUGCAUUGUCUUGUUUCCUGUCAGGACGCUUCACCAAUUCCUACAAGCUGCCGUACAACUGGAUCGGCACGGGCCACGUCGUAUACAAUGGAGCCUUCUACUACAACCGGGCCUUCUCCCGUGACAUCAUCAAGUUUGACCUGCGUCUGCGCUACGUUGCGGCCUGGACAACGCUGCACGAUGCAGUGUUCGAGGAGGAGGACACCUCAUGGAGGUGGCGAGGACACUCGGACAUCGACUUUGGGGUGGACGAGAGCGGACUGUGGUUGGUGUACCCUGCGCUGGACGAGGAGGGCUUCCACCAGGAAGUAAUCAUGCUAAACCGUGUGAACCCGGCUGACCUCAGCCUCCAGAGUACGUUCAGAACAGGCCUGAGGAGACACUUCUACGGAAACUCCUUUGUCAUCUGUGGCGUCCUGUACGCGGUGGACAACUAUGAGCGUAUCCACGCCAAUAUAUCCUACGCCUUUGACACACACACACACACCCAGAUGAUCCCCAGAUUACCGUUCACGAACAACUACACGUACACGACGCAAAUCGACUACAACCCCAAGGACAAAAAGCUGUACACAUGGGACAACGGUCACCAGGUGACCUACGAUGUUAUAUUUGCAUAUUAAAACCUGUGGAGUAGUGAUAUAAUAAAAAGGGACCAGCACUUUUUUGUAUAAAAGUAAAAAUAAAAUAAAAAUGUAUGUCUUAGUGGCUUGUAGAGCAGUCUACAGGGCCAUCAUGUUUUGUACUGUAUAAUCCCAUUUUUGUUGCUCUGUCUUUUAUUGCUAAAAAUGUCCAUGUUGUCCCAGCGCAUGUUGUUGUAUUUUAUAUAAUGGUCACAGUCUUUAACUGCCCAAAAAUGCAGCAGGCAACAUCAUUCAGCGAAGCAAGACAAGGUAUUUUCUUACUGCUUGUUAGAAGUUUAAAGUAUAUGUUGUAUAUACUGUAAUUUAAAAUACAACUUUUAAUAAAAUAUGCAUUCAAACAUGAAUGCUGACACACAAACAAGUCAUCAAUAUUAGGAUUUGUAUUGUCCAUGGUUUUAUUUCUGAAAACAUUUUUAAGGUGCUGCAAAUACCAUGACAAACCCUUAAGCAACUCAAACAAAAUUAAGUCAUUAUUACACCCUCAUUUUACAAAUUUCUGUAAAUAAUGGCCACAUUAUAAUUUACAUUUACAUCAUGUUUGUAUGAUACAUACU
Molecule: messenger RNA, 5612 nt
Organism: Coregonus sp. 'balchen'
Lineage: Eukaryota; Metazoa; Chordata; Actinopteri; Salmoniformes; Salmonidae
Source: the annotation of a GenBank genome assembly